Closterium sp. NIES-65 is the source of this 2409-nucleotide messenger RNA. NCBI's taxonomy places the organism in Eukaryota, Viridiplantae, Streptophyta, Zygnematophyceae, Desmidiales, Closteriaceae. The record is from the annotation of a GenBank genome assembly.
AUGUCUUACCCUGCGGGAACCGUUACUAGUGUUCACGAGCAUUUAAUCAACUUGCUACCUUAUGAGGAGGCCGACGGGUGGGCUGAGCUGGCGGCGGAAACGGGGGACUCGGCGCAGGCGGAAGGGGGGAGCGACGGCGGGGGAAAAAGCGCGUGGAAGGAAAAAGCUCGCGCGGUGGGCGGAAGCGCGAAGGAGCGGCAGCUGGCGCGGCUGCUGCCGGUGCUGUUCCUGGUGUCGUCGUCUCUCAUGCCCACUGCGCGCCGAUACCCGCUGCUGCUGCGCGAUCGACGGUUGCUACACCACGUGCGCAUCGGGCUCUUCGGAGUGGAUCUCGCCGCGCUCUCCAUCCCCCUGGACGCCACGUCAGCGUAUUCCACGUCAGCAGCUGCGCGUCCGCACCUGUUCUUUGCGAAGAAGCUCUACCUCCCGCUCCACCCGGACUCUCUCUGCGGAUUCGCCGCCUCCCCCCGCCCCCGCUCCCCCGACCCCCUCUGGCGCACCCUCCGCGCGCACCACCUCCUCCCCCCAAACGGCUUGCCGAUCCUCAACCCGAACUGGGUGCCUCGGCUGCCGAACCAGCAUCUGAACCAGCAGGCUCGGGCGCACAUGGUGGUUGGGGAGGCUUUGCGUCGGGAUUGGGUGGUGGUGGUGUCGCUGGUUUGGAGUGUGCAUGGGGGGAGGGAGGGGCAGGGGGUGGCUGGGGGGGAGGAUAUCGGAUUGGGGGAGGGGGAGCUAGCGGAAGGAGGAGCAGGCGGAGGGGAGGGCGCGGAAGGUGACAAUAAGGAGGCGGCUGACGCGAUGAACCGUGUGAUUGUAAUGAUGCGGGAGCUCUUCGGCGAGGCGCGCGUGGUGGUAUACGACGAGCACGUGCCGCCACUGCAAGCCAAGGAGCUCUUUUCCCGCGCGAUUCUGUUCGUCGGCCCGACGUCGCCCGCGCUGUCGAAUCUCAUCUUCAUGCCCUUCAACUCCACGCUCAUCGAAGUCCUCCCUCGCACCGUCGCCAUGGCAGCCGCGUCCAUCCCUGUUGUCGGCCAACAGCGGGCUGCCACGUGGCACUUCCACCUCGCGUCCCGCCUCGGGAUCCAUCAUUUUCUCUCUGCCUGUGAUCCGACUAAGGUGAACUGGCAUUCUCAGGAGCACUGCCACGUGGACGAGGUGUACGGUACAGUCACCGCGAUGAUCCGUAACAACCCUACACUCCACGCGUUCACCGGGUUACCAUCCGUCUCCUUUCCACCGGACGAGCCUGCCAGCUUCGGCGACUUCCGAAGCAGGAUCCCAGGCUCGAGGCUCAAGCCCGGAACAGGCGAAGCGGCAGCGUUCAAGCAGUGGAUGAGCUGCGUGGCGGAGCGCGGCGAGUGGCGGUACAACGCGACGCCGAGGGUUCUACCGUGGGAGGAGAAACAGGUGCAGAGCUGCGACUCCCGACACAUGAAGCAGGGCGGAGUGGCAGGAGUCCACGCGGACAAAAUCGCAAACUCGGGAUGGGAUCCCGCUGCCGCUGCUGCGGCGUGGAAGGUUCGAGAGAGUCUGAAGUACCAGUGGGUGGUGCCUCGGGAAAAGUGUGCUGGAGUUGUCGGGGGCAGGCAGGCGGUGGUGGGGAGGGAGGGCGUGCAGGGGGAGAUUUUCUCGAGGUUCGACGGGCGUGCGCUUUGCGAGCUGGCCGCGCGGAGGAAGGAUGGGCUGCGGAUUGCUUUUAUCGGGGAUUCGCUGACCCGCGAGCAUCACUAUUCGUUUAUGAAUAACAUCAUUAAGCACAUCCCCAAGCCUGCGGUGGGGACCAUAGUGAAGCGGAAAUGCCUGGAGUGGAUCGAUGACACAGUUACAGUUACAUGCGCUGGUUACCGCAUUGAGGGGUGCCCAAAACUGGAGAUACACUACGUGGCUACAACUCGGCUGAUGCGUGUACAGGAAGAGAAGCUAGAACGAGCUGCAUGGCUCCACGUGCCAUGGCAGCAAGUCCCUGGAAUCAGAAAUUCCCAUGUGCUUAUAAUGAACCGGGGUGCGCACUACAAGCCAGCAGUGAAGGUGGUGAAGGCAGUCAGGCGAAUCUUCAGAUUCCUUCGCCAUAAUCACCCUGACAAACUCCUUAUCUACCGUACAACACCUCCCGGUCACCUCAACUGCCUGAACCACACCCGGCCAAUCACAGAGCGGCAGGAUGGCACAGCGUUACCGUUCAGAUGGGGAGAGUUCAAGCAGCAGAACGAGAUGGUGAGAGAGAUAGUGGAGGAUGCGGGAGGGUUGUUCAUGGAUGUGGAUCCGAUGAUGGCUUUAAGACCGGAUGGGCAUAGAGGGGUGGUGGCUAAGGAUAAGGUGGACUGCCUGCACUACUGCCUGCCAGGCCCGGAAGACACGUGGUCUGAGUUCCUGUACAACAUCAUCCAGAGGCUCGUGCCUGUCCAGUGA